AUGACCACUCCUAAUGAAUCACCCAAAGACAAACCCUCCUCUAAGCAGAUGAUAUGUGAGAACGAGAGCAACACCACUGAGAAAAAUGAUGAAGGAGAUAAUGUGGGUGGUGGUGUUGAAUCUGUUGAUGGGCAAAAUAUGAGCAUUGAUGACGCUGAUGAGACCGGGAUAGAUGAUCCGAAGGGCCAGGGUUCUUCCUCUAUAAAAAGAGGAAGCACUACUGAUGUUGCUAUUCAGAUUGGGCCUGGCAGUGGCAGUGGAUCAAAUGCAAGGAAGAAAAGGGAAAUGGAAAUUCCAAGAGGUGAACCUACAUGUUACGUAUGUAGUAAAAAUUUCACGUCCUGGAAGGCGGUGUUCGGGCAUCUGAAAUCCCAUCAAAGGGAAACCCCAGGGGCAUUGCCUCCGCCAACAUUUACGCCAACUGAGGGCUCUCCUGAAAAUAAUAAUGAUGAUGAAACUAACCCGAGGGAGCAACUAGCUCCCACUCUGUUGAACUUGGCUCUUGAAACCAUGCAAAAGAUGAGUGAAGACUCGAACAUGAGUGUUGUUGUUGCAGGCGAGGAGGCUUCUUCGUCGGGGAAAGGGAGAGGGAGAGGAAAAGGGCGAGGACGAGGACGAGGGAGGAGGUGUUUGGAUAUUGAUCUCAAUCAGCCCAAAACCAGUUUUUUAUUGGAUCUAAAUGAACCUCCACCACCAGAGCAGGAUGAUGAUGAUGAAGAUGAUGAUGAUGACGACGAUGAUGGUGCUGCUGCUGAUGAUGAUGAGGACGAUAAAAAUUAA
Molecule: messenger RNA, 780 nt
Organism: Gossypium raimondii (Peruvian cotton)
Lineage: Eukaryota; Viridiplantae; Streptophyta; Magnoliopsida; Malvales; Malvaceae
Exons: 1
Coding region: 1-780 (259 amino acids)
Source: RefSeq, a predicted model, not a curated record